Messenger RNA from Metarhizium acridum CQMa 102, 894 nucleotides. RefSeq lists its product as uncharacterized. Gene Ontology annotation, molecular function: transmembrane transporter activity. Gene Ontology annotation, biological process: transmembrane transport. Gene Ontology annotation, cellular component: membrane. Lineage: Eukaryota; Fungi; Ascomycota; Sordariomycetes; Hypocreales; Clavicipitaceae. The record is from RefSeq and is a predicted model, not a curated record.
AUGGACGGCGUGCAGGGCCUCAGCGGCUGGCGGUGGAUCCUGAUCGUCGAGGGCAUUCCGAGCGUCGUCCUGGGCGUGGUGACGUACUUUGUGCUGCCGAACGAUGCCGAGACGGCGUGGUUCUUGGACGACGCCGAGAAGGCGCUCAUGGAGAUGAGGAGGAGGAGGGAGUAUGGGAGCACCAAGAGCAGCGGCGGCAUCGAGAAGAGUGAUGUGCUGAGGGCCGUGACGGACUGGAAGGCCUGGGCCUUUUAUGUUGCGCAGUUUGGGGUUGAUACCAUGCUUUACGGCUUUUCUACCUUUUUGCCGACAAUCAUCCAGGCACUGGGGACAUGGACGACGGCGCAGGUCCAACUCCUUACUAUACCGUGUUACUUUCUCGGCGCGGCGGCUUACAUGGCCACGGCGUUCUUGUCGGACCGUAUGCAGAUGAGGGGACUAUUUUGUGUCAUUUUCGGGUCCAUCAGUGUGGUCGGAUACGGAGUGCUGCUGGCGGACGUGGCGACUAGUGUGCAUUAUUUUGCGUGUUUCCUGGUAGCAGGCGGGUUGUAUGUUGUUGUUGGGCUGCCGUUGGCGUGGUUGCCAAACAACUCACCGCGGUACGGCAAGAGGGCAACGUCGACGGGUUUGCAGCUUACUUUUGGUAAUGCCGCCGGCGUCAUGUCUGCUUUUAUUUACCCCAAGCCAGAUGCCCCGAGAUAUAUUCGCGGUCAUGCUGUCUGCCUGAGCAUGGUGGGCAUGGGCACAGCGAUUUACGGGUUUCUGUGGUUUUGGUACUGGCGGCAGAAUAAGAGGCGGGAGGCCGGUGUGAUGGAGGACAAGUUUAGGGAUAUGGAGGAGGAGGAGUUGAUGGAGCUGGGGGACGAUAGCCCACGGUUUAGGUAUAUGAUAUGA